This is a messenger RNA of Ostreococcus lucimarinus CCE9901, 906 nucleotides long. RefSeq lists its product with no specific name. The record is from RefSeq and is a predicted model, not a curated record. Bases 1 to 906 code for a protein of 301 amino acids. The transcript has a single exon. Lineage: Eukaryota; Viridiplantae; Chlorophyta; Mamiellophyceae; Mamiellales; Bathycoccaceae.
AUGGCGACGUGCGGCGUCGCCGCGCCGAGGGCCGUCGUGGACGUCGUCCUGAGCCGCGAGCAGGGCGAGGGACGCGGCGCGCGCGUGCGGCGAUCGAUCGGCACGGCGCGCUUGAAGCACUUCGACCCAUUCGUGAUGCUCGACGAGUUCAAGGUGGCCACGCCGGCGGGGUUUCCCGAUCACCCGCACCGCGGGAUGACGACCGUGACGUACGUGCUGCCGAAUGCGGGGAACGGGUGCGUGGAGCACGAGGACAGCGUCGGGAACGCCGGGAUGCUGCGACCCGGGGAUCUGCAGUUCAUGACGGCGGGACGAGGGAUUUUGCACGCCGAGGUGCCGGAGAACGAGACGACGUGUCACGGGUUGCAGCUUUGGGUGAAUUUGCCGGCGAAACAUAAGAUGGACGCGCCGGAGUAUCAAGAGCUGCGAGCGAGCGAACUGCGGGAGGCGUCGAAGGACGGCGUUCGCGCCGUCGUCAUCGCGGGCGAGGCGUUCGGGGCGGAGAGCCAGAUUCGGACGAAACAAGCGCCCAUGCAUUACAUUCACUUCACCAUGUCGCCGUCGUCGCGGUUGGUGCAAAACGUGCCCGAAGGUUGGAACUGCUUGGCGUACACGCUGCGAGGACGCGCGGAUUUCGGUCGCUGCGAGGACGUGGACGCGCACAACACGGUGACGUUUAGCAAUGAACCCGGCCAAGACGGCGUCGUGGUGCAAACGACGAGCGAAAGCGCGGAGUUCGUGCUCAUUUCCGGGCGCCCCAACGACGAACCGAUCGUCCAGCACGGACCGUUCGUGAUGAACACGCGAGAGGAAAUCUCUCAAGCGUUCGCCGACUUUCAGGGCGGCAAGAACGGCUUCGAAUCCGUUCGAGGUUGGCGAAGCGAGAUUCAAUACCGAACGCGAUAG